GGCUGGGACUGGAGGCGGGGUGAGGGUCAGUGAUGACGCGGUGACGCAGCGACGCAGCGGCAAGAUGGCGGCGAUGGAGGAGGCGGUGGCGGCGCUCGAGCUGCAGCUGGAGGCAGCGCGGUACCGGGCCGAUGGAGCGAUCUUGCUCGGAGCCUCAACGCUAUCCGGGCGCAGUUGGUUAGGAUCUAUCUGGGUGUUCAAAGAUCCGCUUAAAGCUCCAAAUGAAAAGUUCUGUACGGUCAGUCUCCAGACUCAAGCAGGAGUGGUGGAUGCAUGCUGGGUCUCUGGCCGAGAAAUCCUCGUCGCAUCGGAUUCAGGUGCGGUCGAGCUGUGGGGGGUGGUGGAGAGUGAGGGUCAGAUGGUGAACAAAUUCUGUAAAUGUGAACACGACGACGUCGUUACUAAAGUCAGUGUUCUCUCGGGCGACACACAGGCCGUGAGCGGCAGCCUGGACUGCAGUGUGAAGGUUUGGGACCUGGAGCAGAAGACCGUGCUGAACUCUUACCAAGCUCACUCGGGGUCUGUAUCGUGUGUUGCUGCCUGCCCUGGCAAUGUGAAUCUAUUCCUGUCCUGUGCUCAGGACAGGAGGCUUUUACUGUGGGACAGAAGAAAUGCCAAACCAGCGCUGCGGAUCGACACGGAAUUAUCGCAGUGCUGCCCAACCACCGUCACAUGGCACCCGCAAAACGAACAAGUCUUUGCCUUUGGGACUGAGAAUGGAAUAGUUGGUGUGAGAAGCUUACAGAAUCAGUCGGAUUGCAUUCAGAGCAGUAUGGUUCAUUCCCGGACUGUGUCUGACCUGCAGUAUUCCUCACACAGCUCCCCUCUUUUGGCUUCAGUCAGUGAGGAUUGUUCCCUGGCCGUCGUGGACACCAACCUGUCGGAAGUGUUCCGGAACAGGUCGCACACGGACUUCAUCCGCAGUGUGUCCUGGUCACCGCUCAAGCCCAACCUGCUCACCACGGCAGGGUGGGACCACCAAGUGCUUCACCACACCGUCAACGUGGACAAGGGGGCAGUCAAGGCAUGAGGGAGAAGAGGAGAAGGCAAUGCUAGACGUAGAAUCUUUAUUUUGUACCUUUUCUAUGACCGAGCUACAUGUUUGCAGGUGCCCCCAAGCUGGGAGGAGACACAGGUGACGUGUCCUGACCAUCACAUCAGGGCUGGCGUUUCAACUAUUCAUAACUCUUCACAUUUCUGCUUGCGGGAAGUUGGUUAGCCUCACCAGAAGUCUCUGUCUCUCCCCCCAGCACGUUCCAAACAUGGAAACAAGGAACUGCAGAUAUACCAAAGAUGCUGGAGUAAAUGCUCCAAGUGCUGGAGUACCUCGGCGUGCCGAGCAACAUCUGUGGAGAAUAAUGGUGAGUGAUGUUUCGGGGUCGGGACCCUUCUUCAGACUGAUGGGUGAAGACCACUGCCUGAAGAAAGGCCCCAAUCUGAACCAUCACCCAUCCUUUUCCUCCACAGAUGCUGCCUGACCCGCUGAGUUACUCCAGCACUCUGUGACGUCACCUAUCCA
Leucoraja erinaceus (little skate) is the source of this 1519-nucleotide messenger RNA. Its product is annotated as methylosome protein 50-like. The transcript is spliced from 10 exons. The record is from RefSeq and is a predicted model, not a curated record. The coding region runs from base 65 to 1030 and encodes 321 amino acids. Gene Ontology annotation, molecular function: protein binding. Gene Ontology annotation, cellular component: methylosome. Gene Ontology annotation, biological process: oocyte axis specification. Lineage: Eukaryota; Metazoa; Chordata; Chondrichthyes; Rajiformes; Rajidae.